ACAUCCGGUAGUUUGUUCUUUCGGCCAGCAGGGGUCGCACUGCGAUGAGGAGAAAUGGGAUCAUCUGUGUUCUGCGGUUUUAGUUUUGCUGCGUCUUUUUCCCCUGAGUUUUUUUCUUUCUAAGAUUUUUUUUCUCCACAAUUCGGCUUAAAAUCCAUAAUUCAUCACUCCUGUCACAAACAUGACUGCGUCGGCCUCACAUUGAGUGACAUUUGGAGUUGAAAGGGAGGGAAAAAAAAGACGGAUAAAAAGGAGAGCGACCACCACCACCACCACCAGCACCACCUCCUCCUUUUCUUGCUAAGGCCUGAUGUCGAUGCGAAGUCCAACCAUGAGCGUCUUACCACCCGUUCGCAAGGAUCGCAUCAUCCCGCAGUUCCCUCACUGUUUCCGCGAAGAUGCUGCGCUCCACAUCGAGCGCGACUUCAACCCCAAAGUGAAGGCGGCGUGCCAGGAGCAGCGCACCGGCACGGUCGGGUUUAAAAUCGCCAAGGUCAUCGUGGUGGGCGACUUGGCCGUGGGCAAAACCUGUCUGAUUAACAGGUUUUGCAAGGACGCUUUUGAUAAGAACUACAAGGCCACCAUCGGCGUGGACUUCGAGAUGGAGCGCUUUGAGGUGCUCGGCGUCCCUUUUAGCCUGCAGCUGUGGGAUACGGCGGGUCAGGAGAGGUUCAAGUGUAUCGCUUCCACGUACUACAGAGCAGCACAAGUGGUGAUUAUCGUGUUCGAUGUUACCGACAUCGCGUCUUUGGAACACAGCAGGCAGUGGCUCGAAGACGCCCUGAGAGAAAACGACCCCACGGCCGUUCAACUCUUCCUGGUUGGCACCAAGAAAGACCUGAGCUCUCCCGCUCAGUAUUCUCAGAUCGAACGAGACGCCCUCCAGGUGGCGCAGGAGAUGCGAGCCGAGUAUUGGACCCUGUCAUCGCUCACAGGGGAGAACGUGAAGGAGUUCUUCUUCCGGGUGGCGUCGCUGGCGUUCGAAACCAACGUCCUCGCCGAGCUGGAGAAGAGCGGAAGCAGGCAAAUUGGCAACAUCGUCAGAAUCCAGAGCAACAGCAGCCAUCUGUCCAAGAAGAGGAAGCAGCCGGCCUGCUGUCAGUGACGCCGCCUUUCGCGGGCGCGCGAGGGGGGGCUCGGGUGGGAGGUACGCGCGUCACUGCGGUGGACGCCACAGAGGGCAGGCGUGACGUUGUCCUGGCCCAAAGACCGCUUUUCCUCACUUGUGAGUCCCCGUGCACAUCGGGAGUUGAACAAAAUGUGUCUGCGCUCUCUUAGCCGAUAUCGAUUGGUCAGCCCAAAUGUCUGUCGAGCGAAUCACAACUUCGGUGUGAUCAAAAAGGCGUGAAACAUGUUUUUUUUUUUCAUGAGAGACCCCCCGACUGCCGCCACUGUGCCAAAGACAUUCCCGCGUCGUGAACAAACGUGCGCGGGACUUGCUCUUUCAAACAAAUGAGCCACCGACAAGGGGGAAAACGGCACGGUGGUUUUUGUCAUCCGCUUUUCAAGAUUCGCCGUCCGUUCUAGAAAGCAAACAAUUGUCGCCUUCCGGUAAAAAGAGGCCAACUUUAUUGGGAACUUCAACGAGCGUUCCAAAGGGAGCGAGCGCCUUUUCAAAUGGCGCCGCCAUGACCGUCGUAUUUGCAAAGUCCACAAUAAAAUGUUUUCUUUGAA
Messenger RNA from Hippocampus comes (tiger tail seahorse), 1674 nucleotides. RefSeq names its product RAB34, member RAS oncogene family a (gene rab34a). Lineage: Eukaryota; Metazoa; Chordata; Actinopteri; Syngnathiformes; Syngnathidae. Gene Ontology annotation, molecular function: GTP binding; GTPase activity. The transcript is spliced from 11 exons. Bases 311 to 1105 code for a protein of 264 amino acids. The record is from RefSeq and is a predicted model, not a curated record.